AUGUCGCCGUCAUCGACGACGCGAUCGAGCGACGGGGCGUCCACGAGCGAGAGGAAGAUCAUCGACGACUUGUGUCCACCCGAGCACUUCACGCGCGUGAUUCGACGCGCGGGCGUCGACGCGAUGCGCGCAUUCGCGUGCGCUCGACGCCGAGAGACUGAGCGAUGCGCGGUGACGAGCGAGGCCGAGCGUCGCGCACGCGCGACGCGAGGACGUCGAGCGAUGCGAAUGCGAAGCUUUGGGCGACCGGUGGGACCGACGAGGCGAAGGAAGCGCGCGCGCGUGCGCGCGGCGCGCGCCGUCGGGCGACGGGCGACGCGCGAAGCGGCGGCGGGCGCGCUCGACGUGGCACCGGAGGACAUCGUGAGAUCGCUAUCGAUGCCUUUACGUCGUGCCGAUGUGGAUUCUUUGUUAGUUUUAUGUGGCUUGGGUGGUGUAGAGCUACAACCUCGGGAACUGAUGCUCGUCAUGGAGCGUAACGUCUUCGGCGCGUGCGUGGAGGCGCUGAAAACGUGCGAGCUCGAAACGCUCGCGGAGCAAGUCGACGGUGUAGACGUCGCGGAGGGCGAACCUGGUCACAUGAACUUCUCGUGUCGCACGGAGCGAUCGCUCGUUCUCGUUUGCGCGCUCGCUCGCGCGCAAAAAUUUCCGCCGACAAAGCCCAGAGGCACGCGCGCGGAGGCCGCGGCGGAGCGGGCGGCGAUCAAGGCACGAAUCACGCGCGUGAUGCGCACGGUACGAAGGAUUCGAUGGAAGAUGAAGACUUCUUCGGUGGAAGCGGUCAAAUCGACGAGACGGGCGCCGGUCCUCGACGACCGGUCGCCGGCUCGCGGUCAGUCAACGUCAGAGUCCAAGACGCCUCCUCGUUCGCGUGCGCAGAAGAGACCGGCGGCGGCGGCGGCGGCGGGCUCCCGACCGUCCUCUGCAUCGAAGCGUAUUUGCCGAGAUCGCUCGAAACCGCUCGUGCUCAAGUUACGAGAGCCGAAGAUUUUCGGUUCUCGGCGACUCGGCGACGUGACCAACUCGGCGACGACGCGUCGCGUGGUCGAGAGCGUGUCCAAGGCAGCCUCGGGUUUACUGCGAAGAUCGGUCUUGAUGAGCGCCGUGAAGCGCUCGGGCCCGCUCCCGCGAACGUCCGCGGAUGAUAUCUCCCUCGCCGCCUUCCCGAAGCUCCCUCGGUAG
Ostreococcus tauri is the source of this 1182-nucleotide messenger RNA. RefSeq names its product unnamed product. The record is from RefSeq and is a predicted model, not a curated record. The coding region runs from base 1 to 1182 and encodes 393 amino acids. Lineage: Eukaryota; Viridiplantae; Chlorophyta; Mamiellophyceae; Mamiellales; Bathycoccaceae. The transcript has a single exon.